CCACGUUCGCUGAGCAUGCCGGGUCCAUCGCCCCAGCCGCUCCUCCGCGUCUGUCCCGCUCAAUCUUCCUUGUCCCGCGGCCUCCAGUCGGAGGAAUGCACGACAAUAGGUGGAACUCUAUUUACACCUCCUUAGUCAUUCUCGUUCCAGUCGGGGUGUCCCUAAAGCCCGUCUCACCUGUGCAAAUAAAACGGCGCACGAGUUAGCGGCUCCGUGGACCAGGAGAGCGCGCGACAAGCCGGAAGUGACGCGCGCCGUGCCCGCGUAUUCCCGCCCUGCCCUUCGCCUGCCGGUCGGUGGCGGGAACUGGGGCGACCGUGCUGACGGCGGUGAGUCCUUCUGCUGCCUAGAAGAAAGUUUACCUGAACGUUAAUAGUCGUUACCUUCUGGGGUGAAGUAACGAUGCAGGCUUUUCUAAAAGGCACAUCUGUCAGUACUAAACCGUCACUGAAGGAUCGAGGAGUAGCUGCCACAGCUGGAAGCAGUGGAGAGAACAAGAAAACCAAACCUGUUCCAUGGGUGGAAAAAUAUCGCCCAAAAUGUGUGGAUGAAGUUGCUUUCCAGGAAGAAGUAGUUGCAGUGCUGAAAAAGUCUUUAGAAGGUGCUGAUCUCCCUAAUCUCUUGUUUUAUGGGCCACCUGGAACUGGAAAAACAUCCACCAUUUUGGCAGCAGCUAGGGAGCUUUUUGGGCCUGAACUUUUUCGAUUAAGAGUUCUUGAGUUAAAUGCAUCCGAUGAACGUGGAAUACAAGUAGUUAGAGAAAAAGUGAAGAAUUUUGCUCAAUUAACUGUGUCAGGAAGUCGUUCAGAUGGGAAGCCAUGUCCUCCUUUUAAGAUUGUGAUUCUGGAUGAGGCAGAUUCUAUGACCUCAGCUGCUCAGGCAGCUUUACGACGUACCAUGGAGAAGGAGUCUAAAACCACACGAUUCUGUCUCAUCUGUAACUAUGUCAGUCGAAUAAUUGAACCUCUGACGUCUAGAUGUUCUAAAUUCCGAUUCAAACCACUGUCAGAUAAAAUUCAACAGCAGCGAUUACUAGACAUUGCUGAUAAAGAACAUGUCAGAAUUAGCAAUGAGGGAAUAGCUUGUCUUGUUAAAGUGUCAGAAGGAGAUUUAAGAAAAGCCAUUACAUUUCUUCAAAGUGCUACCCGAUUAACAGGUGGAAAGGAGAUCACAGAGAAGGUGAUCACAGACAUUGCUGGGGUAAUACCAGCUGGGACAAUUGAUGGAAUAUUUGCUGCGUGUCAGAGUGGGUCUUUUGAUAAACUAGAAGCUGUGGUAAAAGACUUAAUUGAUGAGGGCCAUGCAGCAACUCAGCUUGUAAAUCAAUUUCAUGAUGUGGUCGUAGAAAAUGAUAACCUUUCUGAUAAACAGAAAUCCAUUAUCACAGAAAAACUUGCUGAAGUAGAUAAAUGCUUAGCAGAUGGUGCUGAUGAACAUCUACAACUCAUCAGCCUCUGUGCAACGGUGAUGCAGCAGUUAACUCAGAAUUGCUGAAAGGAUCAUUUUUCUAAGAUACAAUUUUGUAAGCUACUCAAGUUUAAGUAUGAUCUGAUAAAAAUAAAAUGACCAAAGCACCUUUAAAGUGAAUAUACAAUUUAUUUAACAUUCAAACUUCAUUAAGACAUGUGCAAUAUGGCAAUUUUACUGGGGAUUUAACCCUACCUAGGAUAUGAUUGCUUGCUGGGGCUUAGCAACAGGGUCCAGUUCACACUUAGCACUAAUUAAAUACUUU
Leptonychotes weddellii (Weddell seal) is the source of this 1732-nucleotide messenger RNA. NCBI's taxonomy places the organism in Eukaryota, Metazoa, Chordata, Mammalia, Carnivora, Phocidae. The record is from RefSeq and is a predicted model, not a curated record.